AUGGCCCCCACAUCCUCGACCGCGCACCCUGGCGCGGGUCGUGUCGUCAACAAGAAGCCACGAGUAGCUCAAGCUGGUGAGUUGUCUCGCGGAGGUUGUCUGUCGUCGCUCGUCGCUCGUCGCCGUGAUGAAUCAACUCGCGGCCAUCGCAUGCUCGCACGGGCGCGCGCGGCGCGUACGAGUUCAAUGACCCAAUGUCGUGUGAUGCAGCUUGCUGACUCGCACGAGCGGCUGUCUGAACAGUAACGACGGAAUCAUGGGACGACGACUUUCUGUUCCAAGGAUCGUCCUCGUCCAGGUCUACCUCGCCUACGACGACCAAGCCCUUGCCACGCACACGCCCCUCUCCGGGUACUGCUGCAGCUGCUGGCACCGCGACAACGGCCAUGAUCACCACCCCAAAAUCGGGCGUUCCUCAUCGUCCACCCCCAAGGUCAUCCAACUGCACUUCAUCAGGGCCUUCCUCGAGGAACGUGUCGUCAUCUUCCUCGCAAUCCAACCGAUCUUGGGGGCUCUCGACCCCCUCGACCCCUGCGACCUCGGCGCGAACGUCGAGCCAGUCCUCGGCCAAGGAAAGUCCACCCCUCUCGCUCUCCGAAACGAAUGGUCCUUAUCUUCGAGCAGCAAACAACGCCUCGAACGACUCCCUAGGCUCGAGUUGGUCCAUCGACCCGGAUCCGACCCUGACUUUGGCCAAUUCUCGCUCGUCCCCGCCACCGCCGAUGCCGAGCUCAAGCAAACCCAGUCCACCGCCGCCAGUGCCUGCUAUUCCCGCUCACCACAUGACGACACCUCGGCGGCCAACACGUCAGGGGCAGACAGGGCAGCUCAACCCAAGCUUUGUCGCUCAAGGCAUCGUCGAGCGUUCCGAUACACCUUCAUGGGGUCGGAGUGGCAUCUCGACCGCCGAAGACUACACUGAAAUUGAGACCGAAGAGGAGUGCGCACCGAGGCAGCCAAGGCGCGGCGGCACUCGGGUCCGGAAUUGGAGUCGAAACUCGUCCGCAACGACGUUGGAUGAAAUGAUCGGGUUCCACGAUGUCGCAAACAAGGUGGGCGCGAACGAUAUGCCACCUCUUUUGGUGUCGCAACAUCGAUCGUCGAGCACAAAGUGGAAACGGCUUAGUGGUAUCUUCGGAUCGGGGUCGACGGCAAAGAAAGCAGGAGAGCUUCAGAAGUCGGCAUCGAGGAACGACUUGUCCGACGCCGCGACAUCGUCACAAGUCACUGCGGGCCCAUCCUCGAAUUUUGAUUCCUCGACCGGUCUACCGAGACCUCACAAUGCCGAAUUCGUAGUGCUCGGCCGAAAAAGUCGAAUGAGCGUCGAUUCAGCCAUGAGCACGGACGACGAGGAUCGAAGAACGUUCAACGCCGUGGCCCGGCAACCUCACUCCUCCCACGACUCGGGCUCGACCGUCGAUUCCGCCGGUGGCGCCGAAUGGUGGACAUCAAGUCGGCCAGCCAACACAAGUCGACGAAGCUUGACCUUUGCUCCACCGCCACCCAUGCAUUCCAGACGUUCGCUCGAUCUUUACCGUGAGAUAGACGAGGACGGAGUCACCUCGAUGGAUGAGGCCGCCGACGCCACGGAGGCUGAAACGUCGGCCGACGAUCGUGGAACGGGGAAAAGAAUGGCAUAUGCUCCGGCGCAGGCGAGACUCUCUGUGGCUUCUUCCACGACGGUUUACACGAACAUUCAGGCGGCAAGUAGCAAUCCUGGGUUCGCUUCCUCGGCCAAAGCGUUUGGGCUGCCUCCGAUGGCCUCGCAGAAAUUGGCACCCGAAAUAUCACCACGAUCGACCGAAUGGGACCAUAUGGACCGUAUCGGGGCCGACUUGUCCAAGAAGAAGCGCAAGCUGGUCAGGAAGCGUGCGUCGGACGUUCGUCAAACGGCCGGUUCUAGCUCCACCGUGCAACUUGACUCUGCAGACAUCAAUGGAUCCUCGAUCUCCGCUCACGCUUCGAUGGCUAGCUUGACCGACCGUAGCGGCUUGUCGAACAGAGAAAUACCCGCAUGUUCUCCUCGGCCCGAUCCGGACUCGAGUUCAAUCCCCUCGAUGAUGCCUCCGCCUCGUCAAUCCUCGAAGCCCCAAACGGGCCGUGUCGACGACAUCUCCGCUAGCCCUUCUGUGACAAAGGUGUCCAAAAGUAGACGAAGAAGUCUCACAGCGCCGGUUUUGGCGGUCACUGUGGAGAAAGGGGCGGUGGUUGACAUCCCGGAUGAUCCCGGGUGGCUGGCAGUCGAACCCUUUCCCCUAUCCCCGAGCAGAGGACCCGCAAUCGUCGAACCUCUCCCCCGACCUGCAUCUCGUGGGUUGUCGCCGAGUCUGCUGCGCCGCAGAUCGUCUAGCAAACCAACCCAUCCACCGGUCGCGCACAAGAAGCUGGGGGAGAAACGUUCCUCGUCGCUCGUCAAUUUGCUCACCAGAUCGGCCUCUUCCCUUCCACUCGUCGGCAAACGAGCGCCGAGCCCUUCUCCCUCCAUCGGUUCAUCAAAGUCCUCCUCGAUCCUCUCUCGCAAGGGCCGGGACAAGAUCAGUCGUUCGCUCUCCAGCAGUGUCCUCGGAUCGAUCUCGACGUUGCCUCCUAGCCCUUCCCCAGCUUCGAGCUCGCGGCCCUUUCUUUCGCACUCACAAAGUAUCGGCAAGCAGGUGCCCCCGCCUGCGGCGAAGCGAGACUCGUUCGUCACUCGCGCUCGAGCGCUAUCGAAGGGGCACAAGACAUCGCGACCGAUAACCCCUGCGCCGGCCGAGAUUGAGACGCCGGUGCAGCACAUGGACCGCUCGGGGUCAGUCGGCAGAUCGGGCGCCGCUCCUCCUUCACGACCCCGCUUGGCUGAAGGCUGGAGCUUCUCGCGUCCACUCAGUGGCGUCUCGGAUAGGUCGGAAACGGGCUCGACUACGCUUGGGGGUUCGGCGCUUCCUCCAAUCAUCACGAAUCGCAAAGUGGAUCGAGUUGUUUCUGCGACACGCGAGGGUAGUCGCCCGCCCAGUCCCUUCGUCAAAGGUCAUCGACCUUCACUUUCGCUUUCGGCAGUCAUGCCAGGUCGUCCUUCGUCGUGGGCCCCGCCUUCGUCGCCGUUGCCUCCUGCCGUACCCAAGGAAUCCGUUCCGGCUAGAUCGGCUCUGGGUUUUGAUCGGACUCCCAAAGCUCAACCACCACACGCACCGAUGGGAAGUGGACGUCCACCAUCACGCUUCUGGGAUGAUGAUUUCGCUUCCAUCACUUCAUCGUCGAUUCAAACUACGAGGAGAAACAGUCUCGGCGACCUCAAGAUCCCACAGAGAAUCUCGAUGGCACAGGCUAGGAUCGAAGAGGAUCUCGAAAGGGUCAAGCAAUUCGCUCAGGGAAUCGAACGUACGUUCGCCGGUGCGGGCGUAAAGUGUCUCCUAUCGUGAAUCACGCUAAUCCCAAAUGACUCUGAGUAUGGCAGAGCUCAAGCUUGUUCGAGCGCAGUACCAGCAACUACUACGCACGGUCGCGCAUUCUGCGAGAUCGUUUGACAUCAAACCAAGUCAAUUGGAAUCUUCGUCGCGUACGACACUCCGUCCCGCAUCACAAGCGAUUCGACGGCUUGAAAUCGACUACGGGGCGUGGUGGGAGCAAGCGGAUGCUCUCGUCGAUCUAGGAGAUGGAACGCCGCGAGCCGUGGAGCCUCGACAAACGCCUGGAUCGAUCGCAAGUCGUCGUGAUCGCUGCGUCUCGCUCGCCCCGAGUCCUCCGCACAAGGGACGGUGGAACGAUUCAGCAGCCUCGUCGGACGAGAACGAAUCGGCAUGGGGAGCAGACUCGGCGGACGCAACUAUGACACAGCGAAUUGGUCGACGGCCCAGCUGUUCCUCGAUCGAAACUAGCGUAUUCAGGAAUGGUGUGGCUCGUCGUCAACACGAGAUGUUGCGUGGCGUGCUCGUUCCGGGACCCAAAGGCGCUUCUUUGCCCUCACGCGGACCUCCUUCACCCCGCCCUACCCUGGCGGCUCUGCACAGCAACUCAGCCGGGUUGAAAGGCACUCUACCUUCCUCUCGCUUUACGGGGAUUGAUGGUCGUCCUGCUGUGCAACUUCCCCCGACGCCCUCCAAGAAGUCACUCCGCAGAGUAUCGCGAGCUGGCGUUUCAGGGAUCAAGGAGUUCCUACUUCGACUACGCAACAAAUUCGUGGUCGAAGAUUUGGCCUUCCCAGCUUCAGCGCAGUUUUAUCAGGAGCCCGUGGACUCUUUGCCGUCGAACGGGCGAAGAUCCAUCUCCAAUCCGAUUGAUCCGACGUUGGCCAACAGUCCACGCGAUCGAUCGUCGAUGCUGCGAGUCGACUCGGAGGAGGAAGAAGACUGGGACCAAGCCUCGCUCGCGCCUUCCCCAGCUCGGCAAGCGCCCACUUCGUCGGUCUCGGGCGGUGAUUACAGAGGGGUGGUGAGCAGUCCAGGUCUGGAGAGAAUGAUCCUGACGACCGAAGCGAUGCCUGGAUUGGUACUCAAGGUCGCGGAAGUGAGGGAACGGUGCGAGGAGUGUGUCGAAAGGUUGCAGAGACUGUCCACAGCAGUUGUAGUCUAG
Molecule: messenger RNA, 4548 nt
Organism: Microbotryum saponariae
Lineage: Eukaryota; Fungi; Basidiomycota; Microbotryomycetes; Microbotryales; Microbotryaceae
Source: the annotation of a GenBank genome assembly